AUGUCAUCUAAUAGGGAAUUUGUUUUACAAACUGUUCAGAUUUAUCCAAAUUCUCUCGAGUUUGCUUCUUCCGAAAUGAAACAAGAGAAGCAAGUUAUUUUGAAGGCCAUUGAAACUGAGUGGAAAGAGAAGGAAUCUCGUCCAAGAAGAGAAUCUACAGAAUUUACGUUAUCGAGAAUGAGUGAAAGUUUUCUGGUUCUUAGAAUGGCAAGUCUUCUGCUACAUAACGACAGAGAAUUCUGUUUGGAUGCGAACAAGUAUUGUAAUUAUGUACUUUCUGUAUUAGAAGUUAAUAGAGAUUUGGUAUUGGAUUGUGUGAAAACAAAUGGAAAAUCACUUGCAAGUGCUUCACAUUUUGAAAAAACAUACUUGAUGGAUUUGGAGAUAGUUACGGAAGCUCUCAAAGAAAACUUAUCUGCAUUGGAAAAUGUUUUUCAUGAAUCGAUUAUUUACAGGGAUGGAUUUAUUGAUAAAUUGAGGGAAAUUUACAAGUAUAGGGAGUUGGAGAAUCGAGAAAAUUUACUGAAUGCUGUUAGAGAAAAUGGAUUCUUCUUAAUGUUGGCCAAUGACGAUCUCAAGAACGAUAGAGAAAUUGUACUGGCUGCUGUUGAGCAAAAUGGAUGGUCCAUUCGAUUUGCAAACAAAAGAUUCACAAAAGAUAAGGAAAUUAUCAAAGUAGCACUGGAUAAUGAUUGGAAGUCUCCUGUCAUCUUUAGGGAUUACAGAGCUUUUAUGUAUGUUGACAAAUCAAUUAUGAGUGAUAAGGAAUUCAUCCUCGAAAUUCUUCCAAAACAUUCAAUUCUAGCAUAUGUGGAUAAGGAACUGCUACAAGAUAGAUCUUUCGUUUUAAAAGCUGCCCAAUCAAACCCACUUUCCUUCAAGUUCUUUCCGAAAUAUUUUCAAAACGAUAGAGAAAUAUUUAUUGCAGCGCUUAAUCACCCUCCUCAAAAGACAACUUAUUAUAAUCAAAUUAUAUGUUCCCACAGAGGAGAUUCACUUGUUUCGAAUGAAAUAUUGGGUAUGGUUAAUGAUAAGUUUCGAUCAGAUAAGGAAUUGGUAUUGUGUGCUUUGAAAUUAUCUGGAUAUAACUUGAAAUAUGCUAGCGAGUCUCUAAAGGAAGAUGUAGAAAUUAUUGAUGCAGCUCUUUCUCAUUCACCCUUGUCAAUAAUGUAUGCCGGUGAUUCAAUUUGUGGAAAUGAGGAUUUUAUUUUACAAAUUGUUAAGAAAUAUGGAGUACUACCAAGAAACUCUGAAUACGAUAGGAGUUUUGCCCUUAAAGCUGUGUCUGUGAAUGGUCUAGCAUUGAAAUAUUUCAAGGUUUGGAAAACAGACAAGGAAGUAAUCAUUAAGGCAGUUCAACAAAAUUACAAAGCAAUAGAAUUUUCUCCUAGGUUUUGGGAAGAUCCAGAUGUGAUAAGAGAGGCAUUGCGGAAUUUCUAUUCGAAAUAA
This is a messenger RNA of Naegleria gruberi, 1449 nucleotides long. RefSeq lists its product as uncharacterized. The transcript has a single exon. Bases 1 to 1449 code for a protein of 482 amino acids. NCBI's taxonomy places the organism in Eukaryota, Heterolobosea, Eutetramitea, Acrasida, Naegleriidae. The record is from RefSeq and is a predicted model, not a curated record.